GGCGCCCGCCAGCACAUGCGCGUGCCGCGCCCCGCUGAGUUGUGGUGUUUGCAUGUUGACAUGGUGCGCCUGGAAUGGGAUACCUCGCUCUUGUGUAUACGCUUGGCUGGACCGCCGCUGCUGCUUUAUUCAUCCUGUUUGGGAUCGUAUCGGAGAACAUGCCACAGGAGAGACUCAUCAAAGCACUGAAGCUAACUUCAUUUGAUCCAGCCACCGCCGCGCCGCCGCCAACUCUUUGGCCUUCGCCUCGACGGAACUUUGAAGAAAUGUGAUUUGAAAAUGAACCUGAUAGUGCGGCCCAGAUGAAUUACUCAUGGGCUGCUGACUGUUUUGCUUGAAAGGAGGAGAGGGCGGAGUGUGGAGGAAUGCUGAUGUCUACUUAAGGUGUCAACGUGCAGAUAUAAAAGCUGACGGCUGCUUAUCGGCUGCGGACGACACGCCGACUGACGUCAAGAAGGUUUAGGGUCUGGUCUGUUUGCAUGCAAUGGCGUUGCAAGACCUGUGCAACUUCCAUGGUGGACAGGAAACGGAACGUGUGACUUGUCGGUCUGUUAGCUCUACUGCACCGUUUGACUUCUACGUCCCAGCUGCAGAGUGUCUUCACAAAAGUCCUCUACACUUUGGAUUCUACGGGAGCACCACACCGCCUUCUCAGCCGCCGUUCGCCAUGUCUCACGGCACCACCACCUUGGCCUUCACCUUGCAGGACGGCGUGCUAGCGGCGGCGGACACUCGCUCCAGCUGCAGCGGCCUGGUGGCCAGCCCGGACUCCCAGAAGGUGGAGCCCAUCCACAGCCACCUGGUGGGCACGAGCUCAGGCACCUCGGCCGACUGCUCCCUCUGGAAGCGGGUGCUGGCGCGGGAACUGCGGCUCUACCAGCUCCGACACGGGCGGCGGUUGUCCACCGGCGGCGCCGCCAAGCUGCUCUGGCACAUGCUCCUCCCGUUCAAGGGAAGCGAUCUAUGCGUGGCCACCACCUUGUGCGGCUGGGACCGAGGGCCCGGUCUGUUCUAUGUGUGCAGCGACGGGACUCGCCUCCAGGGAACGCUCUUCUCCGUGGGCUCGGGCUCACCUUACGCAUACGCUGUCCUGGAUCAAGCGCUUCAGUGGGGGAUGACGGUGGACGAGGCCACGCUGGUAGCAAGGGAGGCGGUGUACCGGGCAGCCCACAGGGACGCGUACUCUGGCAACUGUGUGGACGUCUAUCACGUCUCCUCAAAGGGGUGGACCCGCAGGAGGCGAGAGGACUUGAGAGACGAGUUUUACCAAGACAAGACCAGAAAGGAGACUUUGGAAUGAGCUCACUGGAAUGGCAUCCACCAUCAUAUCUUUACAUUUCACUACAUUUAUUUUUUAUUUUAUUUUUUAUUUUUUUGAAUGCAGCAAUAUCGGUAAUUCCAAUGAUCUCAUCCUUGAGCUCAUCAUAAAUCCAACAUUUUAUUUUUUGAUUUAUUUAUU
Dunckerocampus dactyliophorus (ringed pipefish) is the source of this 1459-nucleotide messenger RNA. RefSeq names its product proteasome 20S subunit beta 11b (gene psmb11b). The coding region runs from base 485 to 1300 and encodes 271 amino acids. The record is from RefSeq and is a predicted model, not a curated record. Gene Ontology annotation, cellular component: proteasome core complex. The transcript has a single exon. Gene Ontology annotation, molecular function: threonine-type endopeptidase activity. Lineage: Eukaryota; Metazoa; Chordata; Actinopteri; Syngnathiformes; Syngnathidae.